AUGGUCUCUACACCGGAAUACGAUGCGAAUCAACUCGCACACCGCGGCCUGCGAAAUGUCUACGAUACAGUUUCAGAACUCAUAAAGGGUAGCAAGGCUCCGAAAGCAUUCCUGAGCAAUUUGAGUGCUGAGCUCGUUUCCGUGGCUGAGUGGCUCAAGGAGGCGAGAGGACUCGAGGAGCCAAAGAACGUCGACCGCGUUCUGAAGCUUUUAGCGAUCCUAGAGAAACUGGGCAGAUACCCUAGGAGUUUCCAGGUUUCCGUCGAAACAGACGAUCUCAGCCAAUACAAGAUCCUGCAAGAUUGGGAGGAAGCCAGACAUGACUUCCGCAAGGCUAUGUGCGACUUGGCCGCGUACAAGAACCUUCGAAGACAAAACAAGUUCCUUUCAAGUUUGGCCCGAAUCCAUAAAUCAAAACAACCAAGUCGGGUGAUCGAGUUUCUCAAGGUCAAGCCUGACGGGAAGGAAUUGAAGGUGCAACAACGAUGGGACUGUCAAGGAGUCUUGCUAUCUUACGUGCUAGCACAGUCUUUCUGGCAACUAUAUGGGUCCGACUGGAUGCGUAACCCAUGGACCAAGAGCGAUGUCCAUUUCAUGUUCGAAGAGCGGGCGGCAAAACUCGCUGGCAUCUACGUCAAUGAGCCUUUCCUCUCAACACAAUUCAACGGCCGCACGAUGCCAAAGAACCCCGCGAUGGCGCAUCGUUUCCCCAAGAUUCUUGCUCUAGGCACUAUGCUUCUCGAAAUAGGGCUCGGUGUUGGUAUAGAGACCCUCAGACUACCCAGUGAUGUGCAAAUUGACGGCAGACCACACGCGAAUACGGAUCUUAUUGUUGGAACAAGAGUACUUGCAGAGAAGAGAGCGGAGAACGAGUUCUUUCCUCCCUUUGCAGACGUAGUAGAGCGUUGUCUUGACAUACACAGUUUUCGGGAAUAUGAAGAUGAUGACGAGGGCCUCCGCCACGCAAUAGAGGAGCGCAUCGUCAACGUUCUCCAUUCUUGUUACAAUGACUGUUGGCUCAAAGAUCCCGACUUUGAUGACAUAAAUCCAGUCAUUCUGAAUCCUCCUACGUCAAGUCGAACACUGAUGUCUCUUGGCAGAGCAUCUGAUGACCGGCAUGGCGCAAGGCUCAUUGUUUCGAGCAGUCAGGCCAAUUGGGAUUCACCGCAAGGUUAUCCCAACAUACCUCAUCUCAGUGCUUCCUCUCUGCCUUCAUCGCUCGCCUACGGUCCUAUCGGUACUUUGUCAUCAAAUCAUUGGUUCGAAGAGUUCGACAUAUUCGACCGAGUUAUUCGGAGUCCUAUAUCCCAGAAUUCUAGUUCUCAGCCAUCGAGGAUUGUAAUACUGGACACUGGAGUUCGAAGUGAACUAAGUAGCCUCACCACGAGUUACAAAGACUUCAUUUCGGUCAACGGGUUCAAUUACCAGGACAACACGAAUCAUGGGACCUGCGCGGUUGCCUUGAUUAAAAGGAUAUACACGUCCGCAGAUAUCUAUGUUGGAAGAGUAUUUGAGGGACAAAAUGCUUCCGACAAUACAGCCAGUCUAAUGGCACAGGCGAUUGAUCAUGCUCGAACUAUCUGGAAAGCCGACAUCAUCGUUAUGCCUUCGGGUUUCGACGCGGCAAACACAGAUCUGGAGCUUGCCAUCAAUGAUGCUCGCAAUGCAAAAGUUCUCAUCUUUGCAGCAGCAUCCAACUUUGGCAACAUCAGGGAUAUUGCCUUUCCAGCCCGUCUUUACACCAGUCUGAAACUAUUCUGUAUGUUUUCUACGACAGCUGGUAUCCGAGCAAAUUGCGACUUCAACCCUUCGCCAUCGCCGCACGCAAAACACAACUUUGCAGUACUCGGCGAAGAUGUCGAGCUACCAAUACCUGCUUUAUCUAAUGAACCUUUCAAGCUCAGUGGAACAUCUUUUUCUGCCAUGAUUGCGGCAGCAAUCGCAGGGCAGAUCCUCGAGUUUGUUCGCCACGAACAUGCUAGUGGAUUGAUUUCCUGCGCUGACAAGAUCCGCACAGUAGAGGGUAUGUCUGCAGUCUUCUCGGCCAUGGCGCAAGAUAAGGACAAUGGCUAUCACUGCAUAGCACCAUGGAAAAUUCUUUCUCAGAGAUUGCGUCAUGAGACAGUCGAUAAAGUUGAAGCACGGGAAGACCUUCGCAUCACAAUCAUCCGAGCAUUGGAAUCUUGUUAG
Colletotrichum tamarilloi is the source of this 2190-nucleotide messenger RNA. Its product is annotated as extracellular alkaline serine protease. The transcript has 6 exons. The record is from RefSeq and is a predicted model, not a curated record. Gene Ontology annotation, biological process: proteolysis. Gene Ontology annotation, molecular function: serine-type endopeptidase activity. Bases 1 to 2190 code for a protein of 729 amino acids. NCBI's taxonomy places the organism in Eukaryota, Fungi, Ascomycota, Sordariomycetes, Glomerellales, Glomerellaceae.